AUGUAUUUUGUCCUCAAUGUUGCCUCACUCUGGAAGAAUUAUAAUGCUAAAGACACAGUGGAGAAGGCAUUGGAGGAUGCUGAGGAAUGGGAUCAGAGGCUUGGUAAUGAGGAGACCAUGCAGACUGAUGGACACCAAGUACCACAAGCAACUGAAGUAGUACGAUGGAAACCUCCUCCAAGGGAAUGGGUCAAAUGUAACACUGAUGGGGCUUGGAAUGGAGCGGACAACCAUUGUGGUACAAGAUGGGUCCUCCAAAAUGAUUCCGGAGAUGUUUUAUGGGCGGGAGCGCAGGCUGUUCGAUGUGCAAGAUCAAUGUUGGAAGUUGAAUUGGAAGCAAUGAGAGGAGCAAUGUCUUCAAUGGUUCGGCUGAGCUACACAAAAGUUAUUUUUGAAUCCGAUUCAUUGGGGAUGGUCAAUUUACUAAACAGUGGGGAGGUUUGGCCAGCUUUUGCUCCUAUGCUUCAGGAAAUGUAUGGUCUGCUCUCUCUGUUUCAGAAAGUUCAAAUCGUGUAUGCCCCUCGAGUAUGUAACAGUGUGGCAGAUCGAGUAGCAAGAGAAUCUCUGUCCUUAGGAAAUUAUGAUCCUAAGCUGUACUCAAGAAUGUCAUUAUGGGUUAAUCAUCUUGUAUUAGUGGAUAAACAAUGUGUACAAUGA
Messenger RNA from Camelina sativa (false flax), 657 nucleotides. NCBI's taxonomy places the organism in Eukaryota, Viridiplantae, Streptophyta, Magnoliopsida, Brassicales, Brassicaceae. The record is from RefSeq and is a predicted model, not a curated record.